AUGGCCUAUCUGUUGGUGUUUUCCAUUUGUCUGGCACUACUGCUAGCCUCGAUAUCUCUAUAUCGAUACGGCUGCAUCCAACGGCAGCAUCCAUUGGUCACAUUCUCUGUAUUGACUGCAUGGAGCUUUUCAUUUUUGAUAGUUUUCACCAUACCUUUGGAUGUUACGUCGACCGUUUAUCGCCAGUGUAUUCAGGAGCACAAUGUGACCUCCAGAUCAACGGCGGCCGUGGUAAAUAACAAGAACAAUGACAGUACUUGCCAACGUCCAUGGGGAAUGGUUGAGGAGGAAGUUUUCCCGAAUCUCUGGCGGAUUAUUUACUGGUCAUCACAGUUUCUGACCUGGUUGAUUAUGCCACUGAUGCAGUCUUAUCUGAAAGCUGGUGAUUUUACGAUAAAAGGCAAACUCAAGUCCGCUCUGGUGGAUAACGCAAUCUAUUAUGGCUCGUAUCUAUUCAUCUGCGGCAUCCUUCUCAUUUAUUUGGCUCUACAGCCUGGAAUCUCAUUGGACUGGCAAAAGUUGAAAGCGAUUGCUUCAUCUGCCUCGAACACUUGGGGCUUGUUUCUAUUGGUGUUGCUGUUGGGCUAUGCAUUGGUAGAAGUUCCCAGAGGAUUGUGGAAUAAUUCAAAGCCAGGCUUCACUUUGCAAUAUGCCUACUUUAAACUAUCCAAGUUAAGUUCCGAGAAAGCGGAAGCGGAAGAACACGUUGACGAUAUCUUGGAAAGUUUACAGUCCGCUAGCCGAGCUAUUCCGAUGCGGCACGAAAUGCGACCCGCGCUGGAAACAAUCAUGCGAAAAGUUCCUACCGAAUUGAUGGAGCGAGCUCGCCGUAUUAGCAGAGAUGACGGUUCCCCGGUGGCUGUACCAUCGGAAAAAGCACUAGUGCGGCUCCAUCGACAGGUUAUCAAAUCACUACAAACUCUUCAACGAACGGAAGCUCUGUGGAAUGUGCAAGUGAACAAAGUGCUGCAUUUAGAAGACAUUGCAAGGAAUGCCGUAUCGUUGGAUCAUCGCUUUAAAACGGAAUUUCCCAAGCAUCGAACCGGUCUGUCGAGAGCCUUGUAUAGCCCUACAUUAGAAUGGUACUGGGAAUGUGUUAUUAAGGCUCCCUUUCUCAAGGUUUUAGCUGUUAUAACAGGCAUCCUGUCAUUCGUUGUCGUUUGGAGUGAGCUGACCUUCUUCAACCGUGAACCGGUGCUUUCCAUCUUUGCGAAUGUUUUGGAUAUAGCGAAAGCGAAUUACGAUUUUGUAACGAUCGAAGUGUUCUCAAUGAUGACACUGUGUUAUCUCUGCUAUUGUGCGUAUUCUACCGUGUUCCGCAUCAAAUUCCUUAAUCUCUACUACCUUGCGGCACAUCAUCAAACAAACGAGUACAGUCUUAUUUUCAGCGGAAUGCUCCUUUGUCGAUUGACCCCUCCGAUGUGUUUGAAUUUCCUGGGUUUGAUUCACAUGGACUCGCAUAUAAUCAAGGAACGUGUUCUGGAAACCCAUUACACCCAGAUCAUGGGUCACAUGGACGUGUUGGGAAUCAUUUCCGACGGAUUCAACAUCUACUUCCCCAUGGUGAUGCUAGCUUUUUGUUUGGCCACCUGGUUUUCGCUGGGAAGUCGAGCUUUGAAUGCUCUUGGAUUUCAGCAGUUUAUGCUAAACGAAACGAUCGCCACAGAGUUGGUCCAAGAGGGUAAAGAUUUGAUAGUGCGAGAAAAACGUAAGCGCCAGAGGGCGGAAGAUGCGAUUGCCCGUCGUCGUGACAACGUCCUAACCAAUUUUGGCAGAGAUACUCCUGGAGGAAGUAGCGGUGGAAACGGAAACGGGAGUGCAUGUGCUGGAGUUGCAAAUAUCCUAACGAAAUACAAGUCGAGAAAUUUGGAUUCGGCAACCAGUCCGGUUGGGCCUGGCGAUGAUUUGGUACGUCACGGGGAUCGGUUGGAUUACAGUACAACAGGACGUGGAUCGGAUUUCAAUCGCUCACUGUCGGAUGAGAUUAACGAGCGUUUCGGCGUGAGCACAAAUGUUACAGUGGGCUUCAAGGGAUACAAUGAUUUUGGCGAUGAUAACGAUGAGGGCCGGGGAGCUCGAAGUGGUGGAGGGGCACCGCGUGGCUUUUUUGACGAUGUUUAAGAAAGUAUUAGAAGAAGGAAAAGCAUUUUAGUUUUAUGAGGGCAGUGAUACUAAGUUUAAUGGCAUAGUGUUAAUUCCCCUUUACAGUCCAGAUAUAUUCAGUCCAUCCUCUUGGCGGCUUCACUAUUCCGAGUAUAAAAAUUCCGAGUAGCAAAAACCAACAUUAUAAUGAUCACUGAUCUCUGUAACACAUGCUGUAGGUUUUUUUUUGAAAAGUGUAGUGGUUUUUGAGCACUGGAUAGUAGAACUGGGAUAAAUAUUAAAAAUACAAAAUAUUAUAAUGCUGGUAACAACAUGCUAAGCAAAAAACGCUGAAAUUUAAAAAAAAUGAUUAGAUCAAGCCGUACUAAACGAUCAAAGUAAAACUGAUAAGAUUUGCAUGUGCUAGGCUCAUCGCCUCCAUACAUAUGCAUGGGGAGCAAUUGCAAUUUGUAGUCAUUGUAGUUGCAAAUAAAAAUAAAUAUAUCGGUCACAGA
Molecule: messenger RNA, 2597 nt
Organism: Toxorhynchites rutilus septentrionalis
Lineage: Eukaryota; Metazoa; Arthropoda; Insecta; Diptera; Culicidae
Product: LMBR1 domain-containing protein 2 homolog
Exons: 2
Coding region: 1-2121 (706 amino acids)
Cellular component (GO): membrane
Source: RefSeq, a predicted model, not a curated record